Molecule: messenger RNA, 234 nt
Organism: Danaus chrysippus (African queen)
Lineage: Eukaryota; Metazoa; Arthropoda; Insecta; Lepidoptera; Nymphalidae
Source: the annotation of a GenBank genome assembly
AUGCGAUCAAUCGUCGGCCAUCAGUCGGAGCGAUUUGAACAAAUCACAGCACAAAUGAUGCGAAAUAAUCCCAGAUCGGCAUUACUCGAGGAUUACUUAGUGCGAGAGGGACGGCAACAUACGGUACACCCCAGGAGAGAGAGGGACGGAGCGCAGAGUGACGUGCCGAUUUGUCCGGAGCGCGCUAAACAAACACCUUUUAAGAGUCGCGCAGAUUUGAGACAUUCAGAAUAA